This is a messenger RNA of Penicillium subrubescens, 1875 nucleotides long. RefSeq lists its product as uncharacterized. The coding region runs from base 1 to 1875 and encodes 624 amino acids. The transcript has 3 exons. The record is from RefSeq and is a predicted model, not a curated record. NCBI's taxonomy places the organism in Eukaryota, Fungi, Ascomycota, Eurotiomycetes, Eurotiales, Aspergillaceae.
AUGCCCGCCAAACUGCGCAAUGUGCUCCAACAGAGCCUAUCGCGCUCUCUAGACAACACGAGUGUCUUCUACUGCCCGUCCUGUUCAACCUGGCGCCGAACGCUCUCGACACGUACAACCGGCAGCCCCAAAAUCGAGACUGCGCGCCGAAAUGCUCACCGUUUAGAGACAGUGCCGACGACUCGCACUCGACCUUUCACAACUUCCCCUGCGAUCUCGGCGGGUAAAACGGUUCCGCCGCGGUUCAAGGAGCUGUAUGAUGCUUUGAGUGGAGUUAAGGAUGCGGCUAUUGAGCAGGUUAGCGUUAGUCGGUUGUCGCUUGCGCUGCGUGGAUUGGAGUCGGAGGAGCCUUUGAUUCGGGUUGCUGUACUCGGAUUGGAUAAUGCAGAUGCUGCUCGCAAAUUGGUUCGGUUGCUUUUUGCUGACCCCCUUGGGCCGCGUGAGAGUUGGGAGGAUAUACUGGAAGGCUACGACUCUGACCCUUCGAGGGGCCUGCUUAUUCGGUACGGCGAAGUCUCCGAGUCUAUCCCAAAUGAUCUCCUCCCUACCAUCACCAUCCGCUCGCCUAUCUUGAAAAAGGGCAAUCUCGAAAUCCUCGUCAGUUCUAUCGGCUCCGAGCCAGACACAUCCGGUGCGACAUUAUCUGCCGAGUCCUUCCUCGUGCCGAAUGUUACUAUUCAAACAUCACACUCUGGGCGGCAAAAUUUUGUGCGAUAUCCCGUGCACCGCAGUAUUAUCUGUGGCUCGGGAGUGGAUGGCCUGCUUGCUUUCAGUACUUUGAUGGGUCGGUCGAACCUCCAAAAUGAGGUGGCAUCAGUACGCGGCGCCAUUGAGCUUUCCGUGGCAGAUCAGAAACGUGACAGUGAUCGCCUGUCAUUUGUUGAUAUUGAGCGCGCAACUACGGCCUUGGAUAAGAUUCGCGAGUCCGUUCAAAACGCCUCUGAAUAUGAGCGUGGAUGGAAUGGUAGCGGUGUUCAGCCUGUUAUUGAUUGGCUGUCAACGACUUCUCAAGCAGUGAAUGAAGAGGCUUUGAAUCCUGCUCUAGCUCCACUCAUCGAGUCGUUGCUUGAUGCAGCAGAGAAGGGCGUCGUGAUUCGAGAUGCCGAGGCGAUUCAGAACCAGACAGGGAGUGUGACCCCUCCAGAGGUCCGCUCUCAACUUGAGAAUGGAAUCAGUACAUGGGCCGAGCAAGCACACUCUGAGCUACGCAGCUCUCUAGAAGCGGGCUUUGCUAGUCCACGCUGGCGAGGCCUAGCAUGGUGGAAGCUCUUCUGGCGCGUUGACGACGUGAGCAUGAUCACAUCCGAGAUUCUGAGUCAACGAUUCCUCCGCCGCGCAGAGCGCGAAGUCAUCUGGACGUCCGGGAAAUACCAGCAGGCUGGCCUGCUGGAGGAUGCUACCCCUUCUACCGCUCCCGAAUCCACGUUCGACACGGCCCCUGCCAAGUCGACUCCGCCUCCCUGGCCUACCCAGAUCCCCGACAUGCGCAACAAGCUACUCGCCACGACCGUUCCCUCCCUUCAGGCUCUCGCGCAGAGCCUCGUCCUCUUCAGCGUUUCCACCACCACGCUGACCUCCGCUCUCUCCGCUCUCACAUACGUCUCCGUACCCUCGGCUUCGGUCUAUGAAUCAUGUACCCUGGCUGCAGUUGGUCUCAUCUACUCGCUGCGCCGCCAGCAGAAGAAGUGGGAUGUUGCAAGAGACUUCUGGGAGGAAGAAGUUCGCGAUGAGGGCCGCACAGCACUGCUGGAGACUGAGGCGCUCCUGCGUAAGAUUGUGCGCGAUGGUGGAAAGGAGCUGGAAGACUUGUCUGAUCACCGGACGCGUGAGAUGAUCACCCGUGCCCGAAAAGCUCUUGAGAGUGCCCGGGCUUGA